UGAAAUUCCUAGCUGUGGUUUUGGAUAAACUGGAUUUGACAGUACACAGCAGUCAACAUUUCUGCCUUGAGCGCUCUUGGCACCAAUGUAUACCCCGCAGGUGCUGUUAGACAGCAAUGCUGAAAUAUUGAAGGUCGCCAGUGGUUUCCGACCAGACUUGAUAGUCUCUGCGUCCUACCGGAAAAAAAUUACUGCAAGCGUGUUGAAUUUGUGCCCUGAUUGUGUAAACUUUCAUCCCUCGUUGCUGCCCAAACACCGUGGCUGCUGGUCUGGUUUUUGGUGCAUUUUUGAUGGUGACACAGAGACCGGGGUGACCUGCCAUCGAAUGGUGGAGGACUUUGAUGCGGGCCUCAUUCUGCAACAGGAGCGGCUCCAAGUAGAAUCAACUGACACGUCAUUUUCAGUGUACAAGAAGCUCUUGCCUGUCACAGCCAACUGUGCACGUGCAGUGUUCUCCCACUACUUUUCUUCCACUGGCUUGCCACCAGGUGAAGUACAAAGAGGGGAGAGCUCUUAUCACUACAGGAAGCUACCAUUCGAAGGUCUUAUUCAACCAGAAUGGUCCGAGGAGCAGGUUGAGCGCUUCAUCCGGGCAAUGUACUUCCCUCCAUUCGAUGGCGCGGCAUUGCUGGUGAAUGGCCGGCCCAUGCCUGUGGAGUCGUUGGAGGCGUAUCGUUGUUUGCAGCGCAGCAGUGCGGCAUCGCCAAUGGUCGAGCCGCAUUCCUGCGCUCCAACGCAGGAUCAUAGUGUCGUAUUGCCUUGCUGAAGAGUCUGGCAAGGAAAA
Messenger RNA from Durusdinium trenchii, 784 nucleotides. The record is from the annotation of a GenBank genome assembly. Lineage: Eukaryota; Dinophyceae; Suessiales; Symbiodiniaceae.